GUGCUUUACGGCUGUGUUGGUGUUUUACGACCGCGGCCGGCCGCGUUGUGAGGGGGCCAUGGCUGCGGCCGAGCGGGACCCGCACGGGAGGGGCGAGGAGGAGGAGGAGGAGGAAGAGGAGGAAGAAGAGGAAGAAAAGGAGGAGGAAGAAGAGGAGGAGGAUGAGAAAGAAGAGGAAGAAAUGGAGGGGGAAGAAGAGGAAGGGAAGGAGGAAGAAGAGGAAGCAAAGGAGGAGGAAGAGGAGGGUCCCGCGGGCUCCCCCGCUGCCGAAGCCCCCUCGGACCCCCCUCCAAAGCCGGUGGUACCGGGGGUCCUUUAUUUGUCCUUCCUCCCCCCGGGCUUCGGGCCCCGCCAGGCCCGGGCGCUGCUGCGGCCCCACGGGGAGCUGGGCAGGGUCUUCCUGCAGCCCCACGGAGGCUCCGUGCGGCGGCGGCGGCAGCGCCCGGGGGGACCCCCGGCCGUGGCGUUCGCCGAGGGCUGGGUGGAAUUCCGGGACAAGCGAGCGGCCAAGCGAGCGGCCAAACUCCUGCACGGGGCACCCAUGGCCCCCCGGCCCCGCAGCCCCUUCCGCCAUCACUACUGGAGCAUCAAGUACCUGCCCGGCUUCCGGUGGCCUCACCUGAGCGAGCGGCUCAGCUACGAGCGCCAGGUGCGGGCGCAGCGCCUGCGGGCCGAGGUGGCCCAGGCCAAGCGGGAGGGGGGGUUCUACGCCCGCCACGCCUCCAAGGAGCCCCCCAAAACCUCGGGAGACCCCGCAGCCCCUCCCCGGACCUGGGGCUUCACCCAGAGACCGACAGAAGAGGAGAUUUGGAGGCGCAAAGCUCGGCCCCCCCCGGCCGCGCCCCCCCAGAGCCUGCUGGAGAAGGUGUUUGGGACAGGCCGGUGAGACCCUCCCUCAAAUCUGGGGGGGCUCCAGGUGUGUGGAUCGCCAGGGCCCCCUCCAGACACCGAUUCCUGUCUCAAGGACCACCAGAUGUUUUAUUUUUCUCCUUAAAGCU
This is a messenger RNA of Melospiza melodia melodia, 998 nucleotides long. Its product is annotated as activator of basal transcription 1-like. The transcript has 4 exons. Gene Ontology annotation, molecular function: RNA binding. Gene Ontology annotation, biological process: small-subunit processome assembly; endonucleolytic cleavage in ITS1 to separate SSU-rRNA from 5.8S rRNA and LSU-rRNA from tricistronic rRNA transcript (SSU-rRNA, 5.8S rRNA, LSU-rRNA); endonucleolytic cleavage to generate mature 5'-end of SSU-rRNA from (SSU-rRNA, 5.8S rRNA, LSU-rRNA). NCBI's taxonomy places the organism in Eukaryota, Metazoa, Chordata, Aves, Passeriformes, Passerellidae. Bases 59 to 886 code for a protein of 275 amino acids. Gene Ontology annotation, cellular component: nucleolus. The record is from RefSeq and is a predicted model, not a curated record.